Messenger RNA from Echinops telfairi (small Madagascar hedgehog), 720 nucleotides. Its product is annotated as zinc finger protein 28 homolog. Bases 36 to 644 code for a protein of 202 amino acids. The record is from RefSeq and is a predicted model, not a curated record. The transcript has 5 exons. Gene Ontology annotation, biological process: regulation of DNA-templated transcription. Lineage: Eukaryota; Metazoa; Chordata; Mammalia; Afrosoricida; Tenrecidae.
CUGCCUCGCGGUGCCUCCGUUUCCCCGCCUGUACAAUGGGGACACUGGACUGUGGCCUGCUGUCACUCCACCCACCCCACCCCCACCACCAAAUGCGAGCCCACCAGCCGUGCCAGGACUCCGACUCCUGGCGACCCGACGCGUGUCCCGUGUCCCGAGAAGGACCGCGCUCCAUAUGGCUUCCAAGGCCUUUCUGGAACAGACGCUGCGGCUCCCCAGCCCCCCAGCAUCACAGGCCUCUGGAUCCCACAGCCCCGUCCGCCCAGCCCCUGGCCCCUGGGGGCCGUGGAGGGAUGGCCACCCAGCUGCUGCCCGAGGAGUCCCUGGGUUUUAAGUGCCUGGCUUUGGGGAACUCUGUGGCUUUUCUUCCAAGGCGGCCUCUGGGUGGACUUGACACCAUCAACCUUGCAUUGAGCAACCGGGGGUUGGUGACCUUCAGGGAUGUGGCCGUGGACUUCACCCAGGAGGAGUGGCAGCAGCUGGAGCCUGCUCAGAAGGACCUGUACAAGGACGUGAUGCUGGAGAAUUUUCAGAACCUCAGCUCCCUGGGUAAGGUGGAGCAUUCACACGUCACCGGCAUGCCCCACCGCCACCUACCCUGGUUUGAAACCUCAGAAGGUCAUGGAUUUGGGGUCCAGGAGUGAGAGUGAGGGUGCAGAGCGAGCGGCCCCCGCGGGGCUGUCCCCAGCACUGGAGUUGGAAGAACUGAGGCGGGGCCGC